ACAAGCUGGGCAUGCCUGACUGAGCAAAAUCCACAGGGCCAUACAGUAAAUGUUAAUCGGCGAUGAUUAAACGUAUUAUUAUCCGCUCAUAAAAAGCGACAAGCACCACUUCUUCUUUUCCGCCUCUCAUUGUGCAUAUAUAACCCCACACAUUUCCACGGCCCGAGCCGCGUCCUCACCGGCAGACCGAGCAUGCCGUCGCAGGUGCUGGACAUUGUGGCCGCCAUGGCGUACGCUAACCGCUCCCCGCAGGAGCGCAUCCGACAGGAGCGCAACAUGAGCCGUCGCAUCUCCAUCAUUGCCGGCAUCCCGGAGAAGCAGUUCCGUGUGGCGCUGCUCAACGGGUUCGGGCAGUUUUUUAUUGUGGUCCUGGUGUUGGCCGGGUAUCAGGUGUAUAUAUUGCUGGAGUCUUUUCUGCGACCGCUAGCCUGGGCGGUUAUCACCGGGAUCGUCUUGUUUCCCUUUAAGACGGCCAUGUCAGGAUGGGCCAAAUUGUGGGUGGAUUAUCUGAAGGAGACCAACACACCGCUGGCGGUGGGCAUCGUUGGAACGCCGCUGAAGCUGGCGGAUAUGGGGUUGGACUAUCUGGGCGAUGUUGUCUUGGAAAUAUUCUACAAGCGGAAAACGGAUAUCGGCUGGGCUAUAAUCUUGUUUUCCGCGUCCACCGUCUUCCAGGUGGUGUUGUACGUGUCGGAAGUGGAUGUUAUUACCUCGCUGUAUACGUUUUCCGGCUUUUUGGUUCGCGUAGCCGCAUCAAACUGGGUGUGGUCGGUGAUCAUCGCUUACGUGGUCAUCCUGACAUUCUUAUGGGAAGACCGGUACAAAGAACGCAUCUGCACCGUGGCGUUGCCGGUGCAUUUAGCCAUGGCUAUCCACCUGGCCGCGCAGUUCGGCGCCAUGUCCCUGCCGGUGCUGGUGUUUGGUUUUGCCAUUCUGGGCAUCGGCUUCAUCGGGGAGCUGAAGAGCAUCGUCAAGAGCAUCCGGGGUGGUGCCCACCAUGAGGAUAUUCAGAUGCGGAUCGAUUCAUGGGGCCGGUUUGCCGUGCUCAGCCCGUGGCAUUUCGCCUGGUGGCCGGCACUGGUCAGGGCAAAGCGCCAGAUCGCCACGGCACAGAUUGACUUCACGGAGCCGCUGCAGACACCGGAGGAGGAGGAGGACGAGAAUCGAUCCCGAAAAGGGGACGAAGAGUCGGAAGCCAACCGGUACAUUGUAACACUGCUGAAGAUGUUCUUUCUGGUGCAACUAUGGAAGAAUGUCUCGAUGGUACCCCUCCUGAUCUUCCCGACAGUGUACUCUUAUCUCAAGUAUAAAAUUCCCCGCAGCCGGGCAUUCAACCAAAUAGUAUUCCACGUCAAGAACGGUAUCAGCUGGGUGAAAGCGCAAUUGGGCGACCGGAAGAACGCCAUUAUUCCCACACCCAUUGUCGGUGUGUGCAAGAUGGCACUGCAUGGUGACCGGAAGAUUCUGCAUAUUCUGUCGAAUUCCAUCGACGAAGCGGCGUCCAAUUUGAUUAUUGUACUGAUGUUUGUGUCGUUGCUGGUUGGUGGAUUGAUCGUGGUCUUCCAAGUGCAAAAAGAAACGUCAUAUCUGGUUCGGAUGUCAGGGGAUUUUAUGAAUACCACUAUAACCGAGCACCCCGAAUUACUGGCCUGGUUACCCGGAGGUUCGCAAGUGCAGAAUCAGCUUCAAAACAGCGUAGAUUCCUUAUACAUUUACAGCCGGGAAUUCGUUGGUAAACAGAUCAAGAAUGCCGUAAGCGGUGAUAAUGUGAAUACCACAGAAAGCGAUGUUAUUGUUACGGAAAUUAUGUCGGUAAUGGAUAAAAUCUACUAUGCCUACGCAGCGUCCAAUGUGUCUGCCGGUAAUAUUAGCGCCGUUACCAGUGACGUUAUCAAAGGAGUUCGCGAAACCAAAUCAUCGGUUUUCAGUUGGUCAUUUAUACAGGAUUACGUGAUGAAUCAUUUUGACACACUGUAUUCGGUGCUGAAUUCAGUGACUGUGAUUGUAACCGAAAAUGCCGCAUUAAUUGCGUCGAUGACCACAUCCAUAUUCUCCUUUAUCCUAACCUAUUUCUCUCAGUUUUUGGAUUUCAUACUGAAUGGGAUAUUUUUCCUCGCAUCUUUGUCGUUCCUGUUAAGUUUAAGUGGUGACCAGUAUUAUCCCCUGGAAAAAAUAUCACGCAUUGCGGAAUAUUUCCCGGAAGCAGGCAACGUGUCAUUGGUUAUUGAAUCUACGAUCAACGGCAUAUUUAAUGCUUCUUUCAAAUUGGCGCUGUUUUAUGGAUUAUACACAUAUACCCUUUUAUCCCUUUUCGAAAUUUAUGUACGAUUCAUCCCGGCAUCUAUCGCAAGUAUUUUUGCCGUUAUUCCGCUUUUUCCACCUUACAUCGUCUGUGUACCGGCCAUGAUCGAAAUCCUUUUUGUUAGAAAAGACUAUUUUCUAACAGUUUUAUUAGCGGUUGGAGCCUAUAUACCGACUACGUUUGUGGACGAAGUGAUGUACAAAGAAGUUAAAACAGCUCAUCCUUAUUUAUUCGGCCUCAGUGUGGCCGGUGGAUUGAUGACAAUGGGAAUCGAAGGUGUCAUAGUGGGACCCAUUGUUUUAUGUGCUUUUGUUACGUCGAUAGAAUUAUCACGAAUGAUCCUCAAACCGCCCAGUGCUGAUGACGAUGUAGAAACACGAAGUGCCAUAUCUAAUUCCUAAAAUUAAAUUUUAUUGUUUUGUUACGGGUUAGCAAUCGGACUGUACAAUAUUAUAACUGUUUAUAAUUCUGUACGUUUGUGCCUUUGUGGUCUCUAACAGGGUUUUGUAAUUUACGGCGUGAUAGCACGUUUCCGAAAGUAAAUAUAUGCAAAGACAUACAGAUACAUACCUGUGCUCAGGAGCACUUAAAGUUAAAGUUUAAUGUACUCAGGAUUGGGCACACAAAUGUUUGUAAAUACAAUAAUUAUUUAAGCGGUUAUAUGGAGAUUAAGAAAGGAAACAACCAAAACACCGGUUGGUAAAGUAGCGGGUCAUAAGACAUUUUUCAUAAAUUAUCGAAGUGCCGCGCUUAAGUAAUUAAAUGCGUAUGUCUGCGCUUGUCAGCAUGAAAAUUUUCUGCGCCCUUGAAAACUCAAUCAUAAUCACUCGAAACCGGCAUGCGUUCAGACGGUAGGAAGUUAGGACUAGCUGUUCAGUAUCUCAGCCGUACCCGGUAUGUACCCGUUUUUGUGGGUCCCCAAUAAGAUGCAUCCCGCGAGAAUCUGGAGCGCCAUCGUUAUGAUGGCCAUGCUGUUGGCAGGGCCACCACCAAUCGAAGCUGGACCAGCAGCGUACGGGAUCUGCCAGGCCGGAUGCGCUGCUGUCGUGGUAGCGUGCUACGCAGCGGGAGGUGCCGUUUUCGGCACCGUGACGGCCGGUGUCGGCAUCCCGGCCGCCAUUGUGGCCUGUAACAGCGCGUUCGGGACGUGUCAGGCAGCGUGCUGGGCAGCGCUUUUCAUUCCUAUCCCGUAGUGGCGUAGUCGGCUUAAUCCCCAGUUGUCAAGUGACAUGCUUUUGUUGCAGGUAUUAAUCUUCCAAGAAUUUCGCCUACAGUUCCAGCAUAAGCGAGUAAACUACAAUUUUGGAGUUUAUUUUCGUCGAUAUUGAUUUUUGUAUUCCGUUGUCGCUCGCUUGGUCCUAAUACGAAUUACGAAUGCCAGUUUAUUGAAAUGACAUAAAAUGAGCGGUGUCCAGAAAUCGGUUUCCUUGGGUCAAGCAGUGA
Messenger RNA from Paramacrobiotus metropolitanus, 3745 nucleotides. RefSeq names its product transmembrane protein 245-like. The transcript has 11 exons. The record is from RefSeq and is a predicted model, not a curated record. The coding region runs from base 193 to 2703 and encodes 836 amino acids. Lineage: Eukaryota; Metazoa; Tardigrada; Eutardigrada; Parachela; Macrobiotidae.